CUUGUGAAUAUUUCGCGCCAUUUCACUCAUCAUAGUUAUUCACUGUGUUCUCCUUCUAUGGUGAAGUUCGAAGUGCAACUCUAAGCAUGCCGAGAACAGAGAUGAAAGCUUUCCUAGAUGAUGGUCCCAAACAAUACUUUAUGUUGAUUGACAAAACUGCCAUCAAUCCUGUUGAUGGUGUUGAAAGUGAUGCAAUCUUUUACAAACUCCGACAUCCUUGCACAGAUAACAGCAGCAUAUUUCUCUUCACUCAUAAGAAUCAAAAUGUAUUUGAAGUUACAAACUACAAAGAAGAAUUUCGCUCUUGGUUAUUUAACAAUUAUGUUGUUGAAGAUGGCUCCCUGUUGUUUGUCUCACCUGUUGAUCCCCUUUUCCUUAUUUUACCCUACUUAAUAAAGGCAGAAAAGAAGACUGGAAAGUUUAUGACUAUUGAUCACAUGCUUGAAGAUGACCAGUAUCUUGACAUACAUCACCUUUCUGAAAGUGUGAGAGUAAAAGAUCUCUCGCUAAUCACAGAUGUUAAAAAAAGUGAUAGUAUUGUUGCUUGUCGUUAUUCUGAGGAGAAAACUUUAUCUUGGCUCCAACGUAAGGUACAAAAGGUAGCCAAGGUUUUUUCUGAAAAAGGGGUGCAUGUCUCAGAAGGUGUUGCACAUUCAAAGACAUACAUAAAGACCAUGAAAGAAAAUCCUCAUUUAAAAGAGGAAGCCAUGUUAUAUGCAUGUGGUAUGGUGUCUAAUUACAUCUGUGAUGACUUGCAGAAGAAAUUGAAAGAGAAACUAGGUCUUAAAGAUGAAGAGCUACAGAAUCCACCACCAAAAAAGAAAAUUAAAAUUGAUAAUUCUUUGGGGCCAUCUGAAGAUUAUAGCCAGAUGAAGAAAACCACAGAACAAACUAAAAGUCAGAAACAGACAUUGGCCCAAAAGAAACUCAGCCAAGUUGAUAAAUCAGGAAUGAAGUCAAUCUCUAGUUUCUUUUUUAAGUCAAAAUCUUAACUGAAUUCCAAUUCUAGCUACUGGUAUGGCUGCUUAGUUAGAGCAACAUGUGUUAAUAGCACAACACACUAAUGCAAAGCAUUAGGACUAGUGUUAUAUAAUGUACAUGUGUGUGUGUGUGUUUGUAUAUAUAUCCACUCACAUGUAUAGUAUAUAAUAUAUAUAUAUAUAUACAUACACAUACAUAUGCAUGUAUAUAUAAUAUAUAUAUAUAAUAUAUAAUAUAUGUAUAUAUAUAUAUAUAUGUACACAGACACAUGUUUGUUUCAUUCAGCUGAUAUUAUUAACAUUAUAUCAAACACAUUAAUGUUCGUAGCUGAGUUAAAAUAUACCAGUGUUAUAAAAUAUUUUACUGUUUGUAGAGCUGAGCUCUUACUUGAGACACAAACGAAAUAAAUCACUACAUGACCUCAUUUUUGAUUCAGGAAGAAUAUACUAGAAUAUGUAAUUGUAAAAUUGUAUUUAGAUCAAGUAUUUGAAAGAUUGUGAUCUAAGAGUGUGGAUUGCCUUCUUUCAUGAAAUUUUUGUAGUCCAUUAUUAAAAUGGAUAUUCUUGAGAAUAAAAAUUCUACAACUUCA
This is a messenger RNA of Octopus bimaculoides (California two-spot octopus), 1570 nucleotides long. Its product is annotated as ribonuclease H2 subunit B. NCBI's taxonomy places the organism in Eukaryota, Metazoa, Mollusca, Cephalopoda, Octopoda, Octopodidae. Gene Ontology annotation, biological process: RNA catabolic process. Gene Ontology annotation, cellular component: nucleoplasm; ribonuclease H2 complex. The record is from RefSeq and is a predicted model, not a curated record.